CCGGACCAAGGCGUCCAGUGUGAAGUUGCUUAGCAACCACUAUAAAAAAAACAACGGGCGUCACGUUUUGGUAGCCCCACAAAUUAAUUAGUUAUCAACAUUGCUCUUCAUUUCCGCUUUAGAUUCGUCUUUACACGGCAACACCUGUGUUUUUUGAUGAACAAGAUGGAGCUAAAAACACAAGGCUUUACCGUGAAGGCCACUAUGAAGAACUCCGUGGUGGAGAUUGAGAAGCUGGACUACCACCACUAUCUGCCUCUGUUCUUUGAUGGCUUAUGCGAGACUGUUCAUCCGUAUGAGUUCUUCGCCCGCCAGGGAGUCCAUGACAUGCUGGAGCACGGAGGCCCCAAGAUCCAGCCAGUCAUUCCCCAGCUCAUCAUCCCCAUCAAGAAUGCUCUGAAUACGAGGAACCGUCAGGUGAUCUGCACCACCCUGAAAGUCCUGCAGCAUCUGGUGAUGUCUGGAGACAUGGUGGGAGAGGCUCUGGUGCCCUACUACAGACAGAUCCUCCCCAUUCUCAACAUCUUCAAGAACAUGAACGUCAACUCUGGUGAUGGCAUCGACUACAGCCAGCAGAAGAGGGAAAAUAUCGGGGACCUGAUCCAGGAGACUCUGGAGGUCUUUGAGCGCUACGGAGGAGAAGAUGCCUUCAUAAACAUCAAAUACAUGGUGCCCACCUACGAGUCCUGCAUGAUCAACUGAGGAGGGGGGGGGUGGUGUCCCUCUGACAUUGCACAGACUAUUGACUUUAUCUGUUUGUCAGUCCUUUAUCUGCCCCCCAACUUUAAAUAGAUCUCUUAUUUUAUCCCUUUCUUCUUCACUCCAAUCAUUCUCUUUUUGUGUCAGAACAGUAUCAUAUUAUUUUAUUGUUCUAUUAAAUGUAUUACUAGCCAUACUUUCUGUAUCUGUGUAUUUAACACUAUCACUCGUUAAUAUCAAUACAAGCUUGACAGCUUUACACCAAUAUGCCUAAUAUUUUAUCCAUGUAUUGUUCAUUUUUUCAUUGCUUUAGUGAUUUAUUUAGCUAUCUGAUGAGGAAUCCUUGAUGCACAGUGACUUUUAUUUCAAACAGCGAUAUGCAUCAGAUGAAAAAUGUAUGAAAACAUAGAAUUGAAAAUUCCAUUGGUUUAAAAGGGAAACUUUUCUCUUUUGACUAUCAAACGCUCACCCCGGCUUGAUGCUUGACUGUUGAUUGUAAAAAGUGGGUUAGUUGCUCCUUUAACAGGGAACAGCAGCUGUUGCCUGCUUACAUAUAUGUCAGCAACAUUUUUUAUGCUUCUUACAGCUACCUUUCGAGCCUGCAGGGUGUGAACGCAACUCAAAAGACACACUGUCAUUUAGAUACUACAUGAUAUUUUAUGAUAUAAAUAUUAAGUAGUUAA
Messenger RNA from Etheostoma spectabile (orangethroat darter), 1382 nucleotides. RefSeq names its product PARK2 co-regulated (gene pacrg). The transcript has 4 exons. Lineage: Eukaryota; Metazoa; Chordata; Actinopteri; Perciformes; Percidae. The record is from RefSeq and is a predicted model, not a curated record. Gene Ontology annotation, molecular function: Hsp70 protein binding; Hsp90 protein binding. Gene Ontology annotation, cellular component: vesicle; neuron projection; cytosol. The coding region runs from base 157 to 702 and encodes 181 amino acids.